Penicillium soppii is the source of this 1359-nucleotide messenger RNA. RefSeq names its product fungal specific transcription factor domain-containing protein. The record is from RefSeq and is a predicted model, not a curated record. The coding region runs from base 1 to 1359 and encodes 452 amino acids. Gene Ontology annotation, cellular component: nucleus. Gene Ontology annotation, biological process: positive regulation of transcription by RNA polymerase II. Gene Ontology annotation, molecular function: DNA-binding transcription factor activity; transcription cis-regulatory region binding. Lineage: Eukaryota; Fungi; Ascomycota; Eurotiomycetes; Eurotiales; Aspergillaceae. The transcript has 3 exons.
AUGGACGGGGGAUGCGAAGAAAAGAAAGAAAGAGAGCGGAUUAAAGCCGCAAUCAACCAACAUGUUCGGCGGAUUCGAAAAUUGCAAAAUCGCACCAGAAUUGUCUCGUCGCAAACAUAUGAAGAAGAACACCCUUCCACGGCGGAAGAUGAUGUCUCGACUGCUUUUGAUACGGGAGAUAAUUCGGUUGCCGUGCCAAGUGCAUCGUUGGAAAUAAAAGAGCAGCCUUAUGUCCAAGAUGGAGGGUUUGAUCCCCAAGCUGCGUGUCUAUUGAUGCAUUACCUUGAUCAGGUUUUUGCAUGGCAAUUUCCUUAUUUCUGCUCUACCUCUCGAUUAGGAAAUCGGGGCUGGCUGUUAUACCUUCUCCUGAAACGAGGGCCUCUUUAUUAUGCCGUGCUGAGCCUUUCAUCACUGCACCAGAGUGCAGUUAUGGGCAGUGAAGAGGAAUACCAACAAAAGGAAAGGGCACUAGAACAUCAUUCCAGGGCGCUCCGUGAGUUCUGCAAGUUCAUGGGCGAGGAACGGGGCGCUGAACAUGACUGGCUACUGCACUUAGAUGCUGUCAUAUCUGUCAUACAGUCACUAUCGCCGGAGACGAUAUUCGACGCUCGCUAUACAUCGCACACCGGGUCCUCUGGUCAUCAAAAUCGCCAACAGGAAGGUCUUGAGUUCCUUCUAGCCGCAAUGGUUUCCCUUGAUCUUUUCGCGUGUCUGCCGACAGGGCGGGUACCACGACUCCCGUAUCAGAAAUGGCUCCAUACCGCGGGAAUACAAAUAGCAGAUCUACUGAGCUGCGAAAAUUGGAUUAUGAUUGUCAUUGGAGAUCUAGCUUGUUUCGGGGAAUGGAAGGAAGUACAAGAAAGAGACGGUAUUCUCAGCAUUGACGAACUAGUCAAGAGAGGGGAAGAGAUCAAAGACCGGUUGACCACAGGCAUUGAGAAGCUCGAUCUAAGCAGAGAUGAACAAGAGGAUGACGAAUCCCAAACUAACUGGGUAACACGCCUCUUCGCCCUGGCUUGCCUGGUUCUGCUGCACACAAUCGUUUCCGGGCCCCUCCCGGCACUACCAGAGAUCCAAAGUGCGGUUUCCAGAAGCAUUAUUGUGCUCCAGAAUAGACCAAGGGUUUAUUCUCUCACUGGCUUGGUAUGGGCGUUGUGUGUUCUGGGAUGUAUGGCGCAGCCACAGAAUCAGCGAUUAUUCGAAAAUCUCAUGGCUGACGUUGUGCGCGACUCUGCGAGAUUUGGUAACUGUGGGACGGUGUUGAAGAUACUGAGAAAUUGUUGGAAAAUGCAGGAAACUGGGCGCGCAGACUGCAGAAUUACCAUGUCUAAGAUGGGUAUAUGUGCGAUAUUGAUAUAG